UCCGAGACCGUACUCGCAUGUUCUGGUCAAAGCUGGGCAAGAAUUCCCUGAUGCCGCCAAGUGCACGAUAAACAAGGACGUUUCUGGUACACCUUGCCAUGGUAUUGAAUUGAGCACUCCAUUUGUUUAUGGGAUAAACAAGAGAUCGCCGGACAUGUUGCCAUGGCGCCGUCUGAUCGGACAGUUCAUCGCCGAUCAUUUUUUAUAGCUGGAUCCAACAGCUUCCGAGCCUGCAAAUCUGCAUAAAUGUUUAUGCUCGUUCAGACAGUUGGGUGUCCAGCAUCUCACAAAGGCUCAUCAGCUUACUGCAUCUCUUCUCCGGUGCGAGCUAGCUAGCUAUCUCCCUCUCUUCCUCCAGCUCGCUCUUGCUGUCUGCCCCCCAUGGCCAGCCUCGUGCACCAGGCGUCCAUGCCGGCAAGGGCGAUGGCGGCGUGCGACGAGGACCUGGUCCCGCAGGGCUUCAGCUGCUUCGGCCGCUCGCUGUCGCGGGCGUCGUCGUCGAGCCGGCUGGAGUACAGGGCGCUGCAGCAGCAGAAGCAGCCGGAGCAGGGAGAGGAGAGGCGCGCCGCGCAGGACGCGCGGUCGGCGCGCGCCAAGCUGCGGUGGAAGGCCGUGGCGCACGAGAUCAUGGCCAAGGGCGGCGCGCGGCGGAGGAGGCAGCAGCAGCUGGCGGCGUUCAGCUACGACUCCCGGAGCUACGCGCUCAACUUCGACCAGGGCGCCGCCGAGUAGCAGCGUGGCGGGCACGCCGCCGUCCGACCCGGCGUGCGGAUCGGAGCCUGGGACAGACGCCAUGGCGUGGGCGUGGGCGCGGGCGCGUGCACGGCGAGCCGGCGCUGAUGCCAGUAUAAUGGGUCGCGUAUGCGGCCCCGGGAAGGGCAUGGAUGUCCUCGCCGGUGCUGCUCAUAGUGCCGGGGUGGGUCAGGCCGUCCGCAGCGGAGGUGGAGGUGGAGGACGCGAUCAUGGUGGUCGUGGCGCUGCGCAAAGGCGACAUGCCGCCGCAGACCGGCACAGUGCUCCGCGUUCCUCCUCUGGCGGCUGCCGCUUAAUGUUUCUACAGUGUUGAGAAAUGCAGUGUGGCAACGUUGCAAGGAAAUCAAGUUGGGUAAUUUGGUUUGCAUGUACCCAACAUAAUUCAAUGUUCUGGAUCACUUGGCUACUACUGUGCCACUACCGUUUCACAAGUGUACCAGCAGCGUCCUCGUUUAUCCAGCUUAGCACUAGGCGGCGUCAGGGAAUUCCUGGCCGGCUUUGACCAGAACACGUUCCGAGUCUCAGACCACAUCUGAAACAUUGCAGCAGAUGGCAUCUCGAGCUCAGCGGUACGCAUCUUUGCUAGUUGCUAACAUGUGCAAACAUGAGUAUCAAAGCAGUUCUGGUCAGAGCACGGAAAGAAUUCCCUGAUGCCGCUAAGUGCAGGAAAAACAAUGACAUUGCUGAUAGACUUGCCAUGGUAUUGA
Messenger RNA from Panicum virgatum (switchgrass), 1460 nucleotides. RefSeq lists its product as uncharacterized. The record is from RefSeq and is a predicted model, not a curated record. The transcript has a single exon. NCBI's taxonomy places the organism in Eukaryota, Viridiplantae, Streptophyta, Magnoliopsida, Poales, Poaceae. The coding region runs from base 382 to 732 and encodes 116 amino acids.